AAAAAUGGAGAAAAUAUCUUUCUGGAAUGUCCUGAUAUUUGCUGUGGUUUUGGGGCCAGGAAUUGCGGGCGCAUCGCAAGAAAAUAAGGAUGCUUCAUCGGCUUUUAUUCUUCGUCAAAAGCGUGCGUCUUCUUCAUCUGGAGAUGUUCCCGAGCAUUCGUCACCGGCGCGUCGAAUGCAAUCAUCUAUUGAACAUACAGGUUACCGGGAUGCUCCCAGCAGUAGGUUGGGGUUGGAAGCACCUCCUCCAAUAAUAGGAGCCCUUCCUCUGGGUAUGGUCCGGAUCUAUCAUGGUGAAAACGAGAUUGGCGUUGGCGUUGUAGCAGCCACAUCUUACAUUGCAACGAAGGCUCACUUGUUCAGAGGCGGAUCUCCAGUGGGAAGAUCUGGUAUUGAAUACCAAAAUGGAGAGUAUCAUAUUGAAUACAUUGAUCAAACUGGACAGCACGUAAGGCGCAAUGUAAGAGCUGUAUUACGUAAUGGAAAUUACGUUAAAAACCAAGAAAGUCCUUGGGGGUAUAACGACGUUUGCCUUAUACACAUUGCACCCGGCCUAGUAAAGUCACCAGAUUUCUUUAAUCAGCUUGAGGACUCAAAACUAUUUACAGCCAAACAAAUGUAUUGGAUUCAAAGCAGAACAGGAGCAGAUUGA
Messenger RNA from Belonocnema kinseyi, 652 nucleotides. RefSeq lists its product as uncharacterized. Lineage: Eukaryota; Metazoa; Arthropoda; Insecta; Hymenoptera; Cynipidae. The coding region runs from base 5 to 652 and encodes 215 amino acids. The transcript has 3 exons. The record is from RefSeq and is a predicted model, not a curated record.